Molecule: messenger RNA, 1500 nt
Organism: Penaeus monodon (black tiger shrimp)
Lineage: Eukaryota; Metazoa; Arthropoda; Malacostraca; Decapoda; Penaeidae
Product: sulfotransferase 1E1-like
Exons: 7
Coding region: 368-1405 (345 amino acids)
Biological process (GO): sulfation
Cellular component (GO): cytoplasm
Molecular function (GO): sulfotransferase activity
Source: RefSeq, a predicted model, not a curated record
AAAUCAGUAUUUACUAUUGGUACCACGUUCUGACGCAAGAGAACAAUUUACGUACCAAAAUCACAGGAAAAGACGAAAACAGUCGACAAAUUAUCAGUCAACCAACAGUAGAGGAACUAUGUGAUUACGACGUAACAGCACCAAAGACUGCUACAGGUUCGUCCUCUCGGUAUCCUCACCGAGUCCCCUAAGUGUUGUGUACCGUGCAGCAUCCUCAUUGUAGACCUACAGAAAAGGGAAAUAGAAAUUACUUCAGCAAGACCGAUGUACACAUUCUUUGAAAAGAGACAGACUUACACAAUACUCAGAUACUUUGUCUAGAACGAGAAGAAGCAGUUGCUUGCACAGCACCAGCCAGGCCGGCGCCAUGAGCAGGGCCUUCCCGCACAGCCUGGAGCCCCUGGGCGCGGCGACGCAGGCGGAGGUCGAGAAGAGGUUCCUCGGGUGUCGCUUCGGCCUCGUCAGGGUCAAGGAGACAGGCUUUCUUAUGCCUGCUCACUAUGCCAAGUAUGCCGAGAAGUAUUAUAACUUCAGAUUCCUCGAGGACGACGUGGUGAUCAUGACCCACCCGAAGUGCGGGACGACGUGGAUGCAGGAGAUCGUGUGGACCAUGAGGAGCGGCCUCGACUUCGACACCUCGCUGGAGCUCGGAGUUCGAUCCCCCUUUUUGGAGUUUGAUUCGCUUGAAAAUCCAGAACUAGAGCCUCUUGAGGAAUGGGCGGAAGAGUUCAGGGCGAGGAACCCCGGUAAAGAUCCCAAAGAGGAAGGCUUGUACCUCUUUUUGACUGACAGUUCACCGUCACCUCGAACCAUCAAGACCCACUUGCCCUUUUCGCUUCUCACCCCUUCUCUCCUUGAUACGUCCAAGGUGGUGUACGUAGCGAGGAACCCAAAAGACGCGAGUGUCAGUUAUUUCCAUCAUCAGCGGCUUGUCAUGGUCUCGGAAUUCUUAGGCGAUUUUCCCGAGUUUUUCGACUACUUCACCAAAGAUCUCGUUACACAGGGACCCUACUGGAAGCACGUUGCGGAGGGCUGGGAGAAGAGGGACCACCCGAACGUUCUCUUCAUCUUCUACGAGGACCUGAAAGAGGACAUUCUGCCGGAGAUGCGCCGUCUCAACGCCUUCUUGGGGACAGGGUACACUGACGAGCAACUCCUGAAGGUCGCCGAACACACCAAGUUCUCCAACAUGAAGUCCCGCUCAACGACCAACCCUACUGAGGCGGCUGUGAAGCUCGGCCGGUUCAAGGCGGGGGAGGGGGAGUUCGUCAGGAAAGGAAUAACAGGAGAUUGGGCAUCCUACUUCACACCAGAACUGGAGGAGAAGUUUGAACAAUGGGUUGAGAAGUGGAAGGAUGUAGCUAGCGAAAUUCCCUUCAAAUACAAGAUUAACAAGAAAGCCUGAGAUGUUGAAACUUAUUGAUGUACUUGUGUGAUAUUAAAAAAAAAUAUGUGGAAAUACGACAUAACAGUGAUGAGAAAUAAUAUGUGACACUUAAA